AUGAAAAAGAGAAAAGUGCAUGAGGAACCUGUACAGAAAAAGAAAAAGGUGAAAAGUAGUAGAAGCCAGGCUAUCGUUAAAAUUGAGAAAGAUGUUCCAACUGUCAUUAAAAUUGAGGAUGAUGACCAGCGUGAGUCAAAAAAAAAAGUCAGGAAAAGGGAAAAUUUAAAUGAUGAUGAAUGUUUAGACCAAUUAGAACUGAAGAAGAAGAAGAAGAAAAACAAGAAAAAGAAAGUUAUCUCUGAAUUACUGAAAGAAGCACAUUUAGAAAGCUUUGUCAAUGUAGGCGGCCAUCUGGAUUCAGAACCUCAAGAAUCAUCAGAGGAACAAAUUAAAAUUCUUAAAAAGAGGAAAAAAAAAGUCCAACGUCAUUCCUCCUUAUCAUUGGAGAAUAAUCAGAAUAGUGAUGGGGAGGUUUCAAAUCAUCAUACAAAUGGUACUAAGGAAAAUCAAUUUGCUUUUAAAAAAAGCAGGAAGAAUACUGCUUUGAAUUUGGAAUUGGAUGGUGAAGUAACUAAGAAAAAAAAGAAAGGCAUUUUUUCUUUUUCAUUAGAGGACAUCCAGGACAGUGAACAUGAACAGUCUGAAAAAGUUUGUAAAAAACCACAGAAAUACAUUUCACAAGAAAAAGCUUUUACAGGUGAAACCCAUGGAACAGGUAUUAUCCAGAAUGACGGGGAGAGUUAUAUGGGAAGAAGGAAGAGGAAGAAGAAGAAAGAUAAGUCCAAGUCCUUCUUACCACUAGCAGAUAAUCAGAACAUCAUCUAUGGAGUUCCUGAUAGCCCUGUUGCAUUAAGUGACUUCAGAAAAAGGCAAAGAAAGAAUUCCCAGGAAAUUACAUUGACAGAGGAAGAGGACGGUACUGAGAACUCUGGAAGUAUCAGAGAGACCAAGAGAAAGAAGAACAGAAGCAAAGAUGUUUCUUCCUUAACAUGUGAAUAUGAUCAAGAUUACAGUCACAGAGUUCCUGAUAAGCAUCUCCCAGCACAGCAAGAAGUUGAGCCUGAGGACAAAGAGCUUUCUGGGAAAAAAGAAAGGAAAAAAAAGAACAAAGAGAGCAAAACGCAGCGAGCUGAAUGUGUCACCGGGGACGCUGUAGAUAGGGUAUUACACAAUACUAAUCAUACGCUCUGUGACAGAAAAAGGCGAAGAAGAAAAAAAGUAGCAGAGGACCUCACUGAAGAACCAGGUUCAAAAGCAAAUACAGAAAAGCAAAAGAUCAAGAGAGAAGACAUGGGAAAUGAGGCACUGGAACAUGUGGAUGAUGUAACUAUUGUGCAGGUAAAAAAAGGAAACUGUGAUGAAGUUAACAUAGACAAGGUGAGGCGGCAGGCUCUGCAAGAAGAAAUCGAUAGAGAAUCCGGCAAAACUAAGGAUUUCAGCCCCAAAGUGGAAUGGGAUACAAAGUUGGGCCAAUGGAGUACAGCUGCUUUUCAAAGUUCUGAGAAAGAAAUGAAGUUUUUUAGACUGAUGGGUGGCUUUAAAAAGGGCUCUGUGCCUAUCCAAAAUCUCUCAGCAAUGGCAAACAAACCAAACAUGGCUCUGAACAGGGAAGGAGAGGAGAAGUUACAGCAGGCUCUGAAGAUGGAAUUUGAUAAAGCAAUGGACUUCAAGCAACAUAGAGGAAUUGGUCUUGGAUUUCAACCUGCUGCCAACAAAAAAGUAUACAUAGACAAAUAUGCAUCUAGAUCUAUCAAACUUGAAGAUUAA
Molecule: messenger RNA, 1710 nt
Organism: Tauraco erythrolophus (red-crested turaco)
Lineage: Eukaryota; Metazoa; Chordata; Aves; Musophagiformes; Musophagidae
Source: RefSeq, a predicted model, not a curated record